Molecule: messenger RNA, 2393 nt
Organism: Hevea brasiliensis (rubber tree)
Lineage: Eukaryota; Viridiplantae; Streptophyta; Magnoliopsida; Malpighiales; Euphorbiaceae
Product: UDP-glucuronate:xylan alpha-glucuronosyltransferase 1
Exons: 4
Coding region: 287-2191 (634 amino acids)
Biological process (GO): xylan biosynthetic process
Molecular function (GO): glycosyltransferase activity
Source: RefSeq, a predicted model, not a curated record
UUUCCAUACUCUAAAAACUCCAAAUAUAUAACAGCUGGUUUGCUCCACUAUCACUUCAUUCUUUGUUUUAAAGUCUAAUAAUAGGAAAUGCUUUCCCUUUCUGAUUGAUUUCUGCUUUCUUGAAAGACUCUACACCUUCUUGUCUUUUCUUUUGCUGUUCUUCUUUACGGAAAGUUUCUUGAUUUGCUGUUUCCUUUCUGGACUGUUUUCUAUGAAGUUAAGUUCUCAUUUUCUUGCAGAGAUUAGAUGGUGCAAUUUCUAGCUAGUUGCUGAUUAAUUUAUUGGAAUGAGAGGAUCAAUAAUGGGUAACUCACCAGCUAAUGUUGAAGCUAGGCAUCGUUUGUCUUCUUCAAUAGAAGACAUAUACAAAAGAAGGUUACAGAAAAACAAAGUGAAAGGUGUUGAAAAGCCUUUCCACAUCCCCAUCCAAGACAGGAGUUCAUGCUGCAAGUUUCCACUCCUGAAACUUGCUCUUGUGAUUCUCAUUUGCUGCACUAUUGUAACACUCUUUCACUCUCCAGAGGUUGAUCUAUCACAUCCUAGCUCAAGGUGGAUAUGGGGAGGAUCAGAUCCGCGAUAUGUCUCGGAUAUUGAUGUGAAUUGGGAUAGUUUGAUGAAGGUUAUAGAGAAGCUGGGUGAACAGAAUGACUAUCAGGGAAUUGGGCUUUUAAAUUUCAAUAGGAGUGAAAUCAAUCAUUGGAAGCAGCUUUUACCUGAUGUUACGCACAUUGAUCUCCAACUAGACCAUGCAGAUAGAAAUGUAACUUGGGAAUCUUUAUACCCAGAAUGGAUUGAUGAAGAGCAAGAAACUGAUGUUCCAGUUUGCCCAUCUCUACCCAAAUUGGAUGUACCUAGAAAAAGACUUGACCUCAUUGCAGUUAAGCUUCCAUGCAGAAAUGAGUGGAAUUGGUCAAGAGAUGUUGCCAGGUUGCACUUGCAGGUUGCAGCAGCAAAUCUUGCUGCUUCUGCCAAAGGGUUUUAUCCUGUCCAUUUGCUUUUUAUUACCAAUCGCUUUCCAAUCCCAAAUCUCCUUACUUGCAAGGAACUUGUCCUACGAGAAGGAAAUGUCUGGUUAUACAAGCCCGAUUUGAAUGUUUUGAGAGAAAAACUCCAGCUCCCAGUUGGCUCCUGUGAACUUGCUCUUCCUCACAGAGAAAAAGAACCAUUUUAUUCUGGAAAUCUGCGGCGAGAAGCAUAUGCAACAAUUCUACAUUCUGCACAUGUUUAUGUCUGUGGAGCCAUUGCAGCGGCUCAAAGCAUCCGCUUGUCAGGCUCAAACAGAGACCUUGUAAUACUUGUGGACGAGUCUAUCAGUGUUUACCAUAGAAGUGGACUUGAGGCCGCAGGAUGGAAAAUCAGGACAAUACAAAGGAUAAGAAACCCAAAAGCUGAGAAAGAUGCAUACAAUGAAUGGAAUUAUAGCAAGUUUAGGUUAUGGCAGCUAACAGAGUAUGACAAAAUCAUUUUCAUUGAUGCAGAUUUGCUUAUACUUAGGAACAUUGAUUUCUUGUUUGGCAUGCCAGAAAUUUCUGCAACAGGAAAUAAUGCUACUCUUUUUAACUCUGGGGUGAUGGUCAUUGAGCCUUCAAAUUGCACAUUCCAGCUACUGAUGGAACACAUUAAUGAAAUUGAAUCCUACAAUGGUGGAGACCAGGGCUACCUGAAUGAGAUCUUUACGUGGUGGCAUCGUAUUCCUAAGCACAUGAACUUCUUGAAGCAUUUCUGGGUUGGUGAUGAAGAAGAAGUUAAACAGAAGAAAAUUCGCCUUUUCGGUUCAGAGCCACCAAUCCUCUAUGUUCUUCACUAUCUUGGCGUGAAGCCAUGGCUAUGCUUCCGAGACUACGAUUGCAAUUGGAACGUAGACAUAUUUCAAGAAUUUGCAAGUGAUAUUGCUCAUGAAAAGUGGUGGAAGGUACAUGAUGCAAUGCCUGAGCAGCUGCAUCAGUUUUGCCUCCUGAAAUCAAAGCAGAAGGCUCAACUAGAAUGGGACAGGAGGCAAGCUGAGCAAGCAAACUAUACUGAUGGACAUUGGAAAAUUAAAAUUCAGGAUCAUAGAUUAAACAAAUGUAUCGAUAAUCUGUGUUCCUGGAAGAGUAUGCUACGACAUUGGGGAGAGACGAAUUGGACUGAUGAUGAAUUCUUCAAUCCAACACCACCUGCACUUUCCACAGCUUCCUUAUCUGGCUUAUGAGUUUUGUACCUUCUCUAUUUAAAUGACACAGAAUCCAGACAUGGGUUCCCUUUUUUUUUUUUUCUUCAUUUUUGAAGCAUAAGAGUGUUUUAGACUCAUUCUGUUUUUGACAGAAAUCAUCACUUCUGAUGCUGAAUUACUUGCAGAUUUUUCCUUGUACUAGAUGCUAUAUCUUAUAACAGAAUCCUUACAUUCAUUUUCA